Messenger RNA from Podospora anserina S mat+, 1014 nucleotides. RefSeq lists its product as uncharacterized. The transcript has a single exon. Gene Ontology annotation, biological process: regulation of transcription by RNA polymerase II. Lineage: Eukaryota; Fungi; Ascomycota; Sordariomycetes; Sordariales; Podosporaceae. Bases 1 to 1014 code for a protein of 337 amino acids. Gene Ontology annotation, cellular component: core mediator complex; mediator complex. The record is from RefSeq and is a predicted model, not a curated record. Gene Ontology annotation, molecular function: transcription coactivator activity.
AUGGCAACCACCUCCUCCAGGAGCGAUCCUCUGGAUGAGAUCCGCUUCACCGGCCCAGUCGAGUUCGAGGGGGGCAUCCACAACAACAGUGUGCUCUACUACUUCGCUACCUCGCCCUUUUACGACAAGACCUCCAACAAUGAGGUUCUCUUUCAGCAGGGUCUCAACAAUCCCAACAUGAUGCAAUUCCUGGCCACCCGAGAGGCUUUUGAGGGCCGCUUGCGCACCAUGUCUGGCCUCGAGUUCAUCGUUGCCCAGGAGCCAGCCGAGACAGGCCCCGGCGCGGGAACUGGCGUCUGGGUAAUCAACAAACAGACACGCCGCAAGAGAAGAGAGGGCGAGGAGGAUGAGAUCGCUGUCCACUCGGUAUACUAUAUUGUUGGAGAGCAUAUUCACAUGGCUCCCAGCUUUGCUGACAUUAUGAGCGCUCGACUCGUAAGUUUGCUGAUCUUCUUUCGGCUGCCUGCUGGGCCUCGACACGAUGCUAAUCAUUGUUAUUGCGAUGUACAGGCAACCAUCUCCAACUUCCUCAGCAAUAUUCUUCCGUCUUCAGCUUCCGUCCAAGCCUGGUCUCCUGCAACUGGCCGUGUCUACAACCAACCCUCCACUACCACGGCAGGCUCCAAUUCUGUCAAAGCUAUCACGGCCUCUGCUCAGCAACAAUCUCAAGGUUCAAGACAACAGAGCGACAUCGGUCUCCCCACAACCCGCGACUUUGAAAAAGCUCUCUAUCUUCAUGAGCAAUACGGCGAUCAGUACAUGGAUGAGAACCCCAUCACCGGACGGCCGGGCGAAUUUCACCUCUCCUCCACCGGCAGAGCCAAAGUUAACCUCUCUGCGGCUGCGGCUGCCAAGCCAUUACCAGUCAAGCUCCCGACAAUCAACACCAAAGUGGCCGACAGUCCUCUCACAUCAAAACCCACGGGCAAGGAAACCAAAAGCCCCAAAAUCCCGGGCGGUCCGGGGAAGCUCAAGAGAAGGAAGAGCAGCAAAGCUGCUGUUACCCCGUCAUAG